GGGGCUGUACUCCAGCUCUGCGUGUCGCGGUCCACGUGCUAGUCACGGAACUGGGCUCGCGCCCCUCGGUUUCUGCUCCCGGCGGCUACCGUCGCCACGGUGGCAGCCACUGCGUCUCGUCCUACCUCCGCCGCCCUGGGCGCCGUGGUGUCAACGGGUCCAGAGCCUAUGACGGGCCAGGGCCAGUCGGCGUCAGGGUCGUCCGCAUGGAGCACGAUAUUCCGCCACGUCCGAUACGAGAAUCUGGUGGCGGGCGUGAGCGGUGGGGUGCUGUCCAACCUCGCGCUGCACCCGCUAGAUCUCGUGAAAAUACGCUUCGCCGUGAGUGAUGGAUUGGAACUGAGACCGAAGUAUAAAGGAAUUUUGCAUUGUUUGACUAGUAUUUGGAAACUUGAUGGACUACGUGGACUUUACCAAGGUGUAACCCCAAAUGUGUGGGGUGCAGGCUUAUCCUGGGGACUCUACUUUUUCUUUUACAAUGCCAUCAAAUCAUAUAAGACAGAAGGAAGAGCUGAACGGUUAGAUGCAAUGGAAUACCUUGUUUCAGCUGCUGAAGCUGGAGCCAUGACCCUCUGCAUUACAAACCCAUUAUGGGUAGCAAAAACUCGUCUUAUGUUACAGUAUGAGAGUGAGGUUAACCCUCCACAGCGACAGUAUAAAGGAAUGUUUGAUACACUUGUGAAAAUAUAUAAGUAUGAAGGUGUGCGUGGAUUGUAUAAGGGAUUUGUUCCUGGGCUAUUUGGAACAUCACACGGUGCCCUUCAGUUUAUGGCAUAUGAAUUGCUGAAGUUGAAGUACAACCAGCAUAUCAAUAGAUUACCAGAAGCCCAGUUGAGCACAGUAGAAUAUAUAUGUGUUGCAGCACUAUCCAAGAUAUUUGCUGUCGCAGCAACAUACCCAUAUCAAGUCGUGAGAGCUCGUCUUCAGGAUCAACAUGUUUUUUACAAUGGUGUGUGGGACGUAAUCGCAAGGACAUGGAGGAAAGAAGGCAUCGCUGGAUUUUAUAAAGGAAUUGCCCCCAAUUUGAUUAGAGUGACUCCAGCCUGCUGUAUUACCUUUGUGGUAUAUGAAAAUGUCUUACUUUUUUUACUUGACGCGAAAGAAAACAAAGUAGGCUAAAAGAAGAUAAUUCCAAUAUAUCGGCCCAAGGCAGCAACAUCCUCCUUUGUGUUUGAAAUGUAAGAUUCAGAAGAACACCGCACAGCAACGUGGCUCACAACUGAAAGUGGUCUGUAAUCAAUAGAAGACGUCGAAGAACUGCUAAGUUUUCACAGUGUUUUCUGCUUUUUGCCUACCUGCGUGUAUGGGGCUUGGCUACCUCUGCCUGAAAUUGCUGCCAUCAACACAAUGCUAAAACUGACAUCAGGCAUGAAGUUGCAUAGAUUUGUCCAUUUCAUCGGUGAAGUAGAAGCUUUGCUAAGUGGAUUAGAUGAAUUUGCUUCUUUUUCUAAACUCAUUUGCCUGGAUUGGCUUUAAAAUUGUGCAAUAGUAAGAAGAUAGCUUCUAACAAGAAUGUCAGAUUGUAUGUUUCAAGGGUAAAUUAAGCUUUAAGAAUUGUGGAAAAAGUUGUUGGCCAAAUCCAGACCCUUUUAGAAUCAGGAAAUUUUGUUAAGAAAGACUCCACUGUAAAUGGGCUUUAGUUUUAACUCCAUUUGAAGGCAGUAACUAGUGAAAUAUGGAAGUUAUAGUACUACUUAAUUUGAAAAAUAUCUGAUUAUCUUUUGUCAUUCCAUCGCUGAUGUUUUCAUUUCCAGAGGGUCUCCCAUGAUUUAAAAUGUAUUCCUGUGUCUAGUUCUUGUGUUUUGGCAUGGGCACUUAGUGUAUUUUAAAUAUCUAAAAUCUGAACUUCUGGGAUCCAGCUGUAUUGGCCUUUAUUUAGCAUAUAUGGCUAUAAAUCACUUAUUGGAGGUGCUAAUAGAUCCCCUUAUACAGCUGCUGGAAUGUUUGUGAUGUGUUUGUUGACAAACUGUAUAGAAAUGGAAACGAUGCUACAGCCCUCUUUAAAAUACUCUCUUUAGCUUUAAGGUAUAUGGGUCCAGAUCCCAAGUAAAUGGUUAAUCUACGUUGGUUGAUCAGUUCAGGUUUAGAUACAAAUUACAUUAAUGGCCAUUAUUGAUUUAACUUUUAUGAGUCAUUGUAGUGUCUAAAAUAUAAAGGCCUGCCAGAAUGCCAGAAAAAUAAUUAUAUUUUUAUUUAUCGUAAACAUGAAUGCUGUUGCACUACUGUCUGUUUCUUGUAAAUAAAACAUUGUGGUUUUCAAAGCCAUAUUUAAAUGGUACUUUGAAAAUAGGUCUAUUUUUUAUAUUUUGAAAACGGCAUUGUUUUUAAAAUAAAGAUGAAAUGAUAAAUACCUAAUUGUUUUUACUAAAAUCUCUUAUAACUUGCAUAGGAAUACUUUAUAAAUUAUGACUUUUUUCAUAUUUCUGGAUUAUAUUAUAAUUCAUGUGAAAUCCUGAUAUUGAUUCCUAUGUAGAAGACAAACUGCAGUUGAUAUUUCGGAUUUUAGAGGUAGCACCAUUAUUUGAAUGCUUCCUAUGUACCCCAAAAUUACUAAAACAUAAUUCCUGUCCUCUCAGAGCAUGCCAGUUAGCAGAAUGAAUAAAAUGUGCAUUAAAUGAUUAUAGUUUAGAUUAAGAACAUACAAGGAGAUUUCUACGGAGCCCUGUAGGAUUCUGGGAAGAAAGAACUCAUUUCACUCAUUCAACAACACUUCCUGAGCUCCUACUCUGUGCCAGAUAGUUUUCCAAGCAGUAAAUACUCCAGACAGCAUCUGUGCCCUUGUGGAAUUUUCAUUUUAGUAUGGAUGACAGACAACAAAUACAUGCAUAAUAUAAUUUCAGAUACUAAACAUAAUUAUAAGUAAAAUGAAAGCAGAGUUGGAGAUAGUGAUACAAUUUUAGUGGUUGGGAUCAGGAAAGGCUUUUUGAGGAGGUGAUAUUUGAAACAUUUUGAAAGGAGUGAGGAAGCAAGCCACAGAAAGCUAGAGAAAAAACAUCCA
This is a messenger RNA of Trichechus manatus latirostris (Florida manatee), 2998 nucleotides long. It is a transcript of the gene SLC25A32, whose product is annotated as solute carrier family 25 member 32. Gene Ontology annotation, cellular component: mitochondrion. Lineage: Eukaryota; Metazoa; Chordata; Mammalia; Sirenia; Trichechidae. The transcript is spliced from 7 exons. Gene Ontology annotation, molecular function: folic acid transmembrane transporter activity; FAD transmembrane transporter activity. The record is from RefSeq and is a predicted model, not a curated record. Gene Ontology annotation, biological process: folate import into mitochondrion; nucleotide transport. The coding region runs from base 169 to 1119 and encodes 316 amino acids.